This is a messenger RNA of Hibiscus syriacus, 1329 nucleotides long. RefSeq names its product isocitrate dehydrogenase [NAD] catalytic subunit 5, mitochondrial-like. The coding region runs from base 31 to 1128 and encodes 365 amino acids. Lineage: Eukaryota; Viridiplantae; Streptophyta; Magnoliopsida; Malvales; Malvaceae. Gene Ontology annotation, cellular component: mitochondrion. The transcript has 7 exons. The record is from RefSeq and is a predicted model, not a curated record. Gene Ontology annotation, biological process: tricarboxylic acid cycle; isocitrate metabolic process. Gene Ontology annotation, molecular function: isocitrate dehydrogenase (NAD+) activity; magnesium ion binding; NAD binding.
AUAAAUUUAAUUUAUAAACCCAAAACAUCAAUGGCGACUCAGCUCCUGAGACGACGAGUGACUCAGAUCCUUUCCCAUGGUAGCCCUAAACCUAUCUCCUUAGCCAGACCUUUCUCUUCGACCACCGAUACCAUCCGAGCCACUCUCUUUCCAGGCGAUGGAAUCGGCCCCGAGAUCGCCGAGUCCGUCAAACAGGUUUUUAGAACUGCUGAAGUGCCAAUUGAAUGGGAAGAACAUUAUGUCGGAGACCAAGUUGAUCCAAGAACUCAAAGCUUUCUAACUUGGGAAAGUCUAGAAUCAGUAAGAAAGAAUCGGGUAGGCUUGAAAGGUCCAAUGGCUACUCCUAUUGGUAAAGGUCAUCGGUCUUUGAACCUUACUCUAAGGAAAGAACUUAAUCUUUAUGCCAAUGUCAGGCCAUGUUAUAGUCUCCCGGGUUAUAAGACUCGCUACGAUGAUGUAAACCUUAUCACUAUUCGUGAAAACACUGAAGGGGAGUACAGUGGACUUGAGCAUCAAGUGGUGAGAGGUGUGGUUGAAAGUCUAAAGAUUAUUACUCGUCAGGCGAGUUUAAGGGUGGCUGAAUAUGCUUUUCAUUAUGCUAAGACCCAUGGAAGAGAGAGAGUAUCUGCUAUUCAUAAAGCCAAUAUUAUGCAGAAAACAGACGGUCUUUUUCUUAAGUGUUGUCGUGAAGUUGCAGAGAAAUACCCCGAGAUAACUUAUGAGGAAGUAGUCAUUGACAACUGCUGUAUGAUGCUUGUGAAGAAUCCAGCUCUCUUUGAUGUAUUGGUGAUGCCUAACCUCUAUGGUGACAUUAUCAGUGACCUUUGUGCUGGAUUGAUUGGGGGUUUGGGCUUAACACCAAGUUGCAAUAUCGGCGAGGGGGGAAUAGCACUUGCUGAAGCUGUUCAUGGUUCAGCACCUGAUAUCGCGGGAAAGAAUAUGGCAAAUCCAACUGCAUUACUAUUGAGUUCGGUCUCAAUGUUGCACCACUUGAACCUCCAUGACAAGGCUGAUAGGAUUCAGGAUGCCAUUCUCAACACAAUCGCAGAGGGUAAGUACCGAACUGCUGAUCUCGGUGGCACGUCAACAACAACCAAUUUUACUAAGGCUAUUUGCGAUCACCUUUAAAGUUUGUUCUUUGAAGCAUUUCUAGUUUUGCAUUGGAUUUCUUUGCAAUUUCUUCGUUAUGCUUUCCCUCGGCUUAUAAAUGUUUUCUUCUCUUAAUAAAAUCACAUCCGCGUUGAUGAGCUAUGGAGUUCAUCUUCUUAACUUAUCUUCAGCCAUGAUAAACAUAUGGCAUUAUUUAAAAUUCAUUAAACAUAGUUUGAU